Molecule: messenger RNA, 5693 nt
Organism: Purpureocillium takamizusanense
Lineage: Eukaryota; Fungi; Ascomycota; Sordariomycetes; Hypocreales; Ophiocordycipitaceae
Exons: 4
Coding region: 2440-5091 (883 amino acids)
Cellular component (GO): cytoplasm
Source: RefSeq, a predicted model, not a curated record
AGCAGCUACCAUUAUUAGGCGCUCCGCUUCCCACCAGCCGCAUCCCCGCUCCUCCUCCUUGCCCUCAGCCCCUCCGUGUUUCUCGACAAGAUCCGGAUCGCCACCUCCCCAGACCUCUAUCUGACAGUCUAAAUAGCCCUGCUGGCCCUCAACUUCGUGGUGUAUCCCUCUGCCCACCAACCCCCCUGUCGCGCGCGGCUUCAUUUUCUGUCCGUGCCGCGGUGUUCCCGGAGACCGCACACAGUGCGCUCAAAAAGGCUCAUCGCCCGCCUCCACGCAGCCCCACGAAGCGCUUCGGGCCCGACUCUGGGGAAACCAAGAUCGGCCUCCUGGGCGAAUAAGCCAAGGUAGACAUUCCCUCCACCCAAUAUCUGGUACCCAACAACACGCCUUGUCACCGACAGCGACUCCGUCGCGGGAAAUUUACGCGCAGUACUCUGAUACAUGCGCUCAAGGCCCUGUCUCUCCUCCACCGCAUCCACGCUUCACCCAGCCCGCGUUGUUGUCUAAUCUAGGCCGGCCUUUAUUUGCCUCGCACCUCAGUCGAGCACACCUCUGCCUCAUUCGCCUGCAGUGGACACACGGAGAAAGUGGGAAGAACCAAGGCAAAAACUCUAAAAGCGCAGCAGAAAGUCUCGUGGCCUGUCUCACAGCAUCACCACCAUCACCACUGACAGCGCAUUGGUUUUCCCUCGGGACAUUCCGACUGUGCUACUUGCCAGCGAGAGCAAGCCUCCCUCUCAUUACAUACUGCCUUUUUGUGUUCUCUCCUCUCGACCGGAUCGCCUGUGAAGCGAUACAGUGCCUCACUGCAGGUACCUGCUGGCGCUGGGGCCAUCCGUCAUUACAACUCGCCUGCUCCCCGUUUAUGCUGCGCUGCCUGGCCAGACUACCUUGCCUGCCCAGCAUCCCGUCCCUCCUUGAGCAGCGGGCAGCUCCCCCCUUUGUGUGCGGCCACCUACACUGGGCGACCCCGGCACCCACGCAACCACCCGACCGGCCUCACCCACCCCGUUCACUGAGGAGCGGCGGCUUGCCCCCUAGGUAGCCCCCCCCUGCAGGAGAGCGUGCCGCGCCCUCCACUCCAACAAACCGAGUCGCCCACCCCAGUGCCCGCACUGCACCACACCGCACCGCACCGCUGCCAUCUUAGGUACAUUAGUACAGACGGACGGGAGAGCUGGGGGGUGACUGCCAGCAGGCUCCCCAUCGUGCCCCCCCCCUCUUCCGGCGCAUCGCUCCCGCCACCGCGAGUCCCGCAGGACCCUCCAGUCUCAACCUCACCUUCCGUCAAUCUCAGACUCCCGACAGGCCAGCCUCUGCACCACCCCCGGGGUCUCGUGCUGAUCGCCGCCCACUCCCCCGCUUUCUGGCCUCGUUCGACGCCCGCUGUUCGUCUUUUCCUCUCUCGCCUGCUCCUGGCAGCACACGCGCGCGACGUCCUAGGCCGCUCUUCUUCUCGACCUCUCGUUGCCAUUCAUUUACCUGGUGCGCGACGCUCGACCCUCCUGGCCUCAGCUGACUUCCGUCGUCGCCGCGUCCCGCUCGCGAGCAAGGCCUGAAUCAAAGGCCAUCUCACCUCACUCGCCACCCUCGCCUCAGGAGCGCAAGAUUCUGCAGGUUUCGCCACCAGGUCCUCGCCGUACCUGUCGCGCCUACAUCGCAUCGCAUCACCAGUUGGAGGCUGUUGCCGGCGGCCCCUCUCGUGUACGUGCGCGCGGUGUGACAAGCACGGGGCUGCUUCGGCGCAAAUUGGGAAGCGCAGUUUGGCCCUUCGUCCAAACAUGCCAGCCAAGUAGGCGCGCCGCUCCCCAAAAGUAACCUCAUCAACGACUGCGACGACCAAGACGCCGCACACUCACGCUACAGCCGCGGAUGGGAGUGCUCCUGUGUACUUGAUCUUCCCGUCAUCUCCGUUCGGAUUGUUUCCUUUUGGGCCCUGGGUUUAGACGCAGUGUUUUAGACGUUUUCUUAUACCCUUACACCACAUCACCCUCCUAAUCGUUGGACGACCAGAGCGCCUGCUCCCCAAGUGCUUCAUCGCCGCGUUGCUGUCCUGGAUAGAGACAGCGAACUCGCAACCCACUACCAGCUCCGCGACGACACCACUUGGGCAAUUUAAAACGACAUAGAGAGCUUGAUUUGAUUCCCUGGAUUCCCCCACAAACGAUAGAGAUAUUCCAAAAUACUCAGUUCUGAUUGCCCCGACGUUCUCACGCCUUCACGUACCAAACCUCGACGUACUUUAGACUGACGUCCACAUUCACCCCUUCUGAAGCGCCGUCGAGACUCGUUACAGACUGCGUACUCGUCGUAUACUGAGUUUCUCACUUUGGGGGACGUACGCAUCGAGUUCCCUCCCUGUCGUCCACGUCCUACGCUAGCCACAUAUACCCCGUGUACUACUAUUGCCCUCUUCCUCGGUCGCCAAGUCUGAUCAUGAGCACCGGUUCCCUCAGGUCCGGCCGCUCAUCGAAGCUCGGCCCGCCUGCCACGACCGGCCAAAAUUCUCUUCUGGAAAAAGUUAACGCACGAACCUCGACGCCAGAUUCUGAAGCUUUGGCGAGCUCUGACGACGAGAGCGAACAACGGCCUGACACUUCUCAAACCUCCAACAGCUCUCAGCCGCCCAGGCCAGUCCGUCGGUCUUCGUGGCUCAACGAUACUACCUCACAGCCUCUGCCUCGCCCUCGCAAGGGCUCGUUUGCGAGCAGCUCGAUGUCUCCAACGGGUUCACACCCUAGCACCCCAUCCGCCGAGAGCGGCAACGUUCCCUGGGGCUCACACUCCACUUCCUCUGUGAUGGGACGCAGCUCCGGCGCGUCUACCUUCUCAUGGGGAACCGGAAUAUGGAAUGACCGCAAGGAUGUGCCUUCGCGGCUCACAGAGGUGUUACCGUCGCCGACUUCGACUGUACCUCCAGGAGGCGGUGGCUCCUCAUUCUUUGGGCCCGACGCUGGCAUGGCGCAGCCCUCUACCUCUGGACGUGAUCCGAAUCCCAAUUCGCAGAUACCCUUCGCCAUUCCUCUGCACCCGACCCCGAAAACAUAUCGUUCUCAGUCCUACUCGGUCGGACAGCUGGAGCCGGACAAUGCUGUGCCAGCGUCCAUGACUUCAUCAACUGUCUUGGGUCGUGCUCGCCACUCCGCUCUGCAACAUCGGCCAUCUCGGCCGAGCAUGCUGAGCGAAAUGGCGAACGAUGGCUCCGUCUUAGGAAAGGUCAAGGAGGUGGAGGAUGAUGAUGACGAGAGCUCGACAGACUCCAUGCAAGGAUCAUUCCACCAGAUGUCGGAUUCAAACAAGAUCGAAAUGCUGGCGCGCGAGAACGCCAUGCUCCGCCAGCAACAGCAACAGUAUACUAAUCGUCUUCGGCCGCGCGCCUCGACAGGGGCGGGCUACCUUGGGAACGGCUAUCCGCUACGCGAGGCCGUGCCCGAGGAGUCUGACUAUGCCAUUGACGAGUUGGACGAAGCUGGGGACUCGACCUAUCCGUUCGGUAGACGUUCCGCAGCCCGUCGCAUGAGCGAAUAUGGCGGCGGCGGCGGCGGCGGCUUCCGGGCGCCCCUCGGCAUGGAAAACCGCAAGGACAGCAUGAAUCUCAAGAAGGCACUCUGGUCUAGCACGCCUAGCUACUUCACUGGCGAUAUAUCUCAGAGUCGUCGCCACUCCUUCGCCAAUAUGCCCACACGUCAGGGUUCAAUAAGUUCAAUCGCCGACUCGGUUUCGACCCUGGAUGCGAACCCCGCCGAUGGCCAGCAAUCGCAAGGUUUUGUCCCUGGCUUCCCCGAGGGACCCGGCUUCCCCGGCUCUACGAGCAAUCCAGCGUUGUAUGGUGCCGGCGUCGGUGCCAUGCAGACUCCGUUCGGCAACCCCUACGCUUCAUCUUUUGGUCUCCAGAACCAGUUCCACAACAGAGCCCCGUCACCGCACCGCAAUGUCUACAGCAUGGCCCAGCCGAGGCACAACCAGCUCCUCCACGUCGUCCUCUUCAAGUGUGCCAGGGCCGAUGUAUUCUACAUACAGGAAGGCACUGGACUGACGGUGAAGCCAGGUGACCUGGUCAUUGUUGAGGCUGAUCGGGGGACAGACCUCGGCACCGUAGCCAAGGACAACGUUGACUGGCAGACAGCCAAGGAAAUGAAGGAGCAUUAUGCUGAGGAGCAUUAUAAGUGGCUCAUGAUGUACUCGCAAGGUGCCGCGGCGGCCAAUGAGGGGAGUGGUGCCGGUCUGCUGGCCUCCUCCAACGGCCUCCAGGGUAGCGCCAUCGGCGGGAUGGGCCCCCCAAGCCAGCAUCACGUUCAAGAGCCGAAUGCCGGCGAGCUCCGUCCAAAGCUCAUCAAGCGCCUUGCACAAAACCACGAAAUCCACGCACUACGCGACAAGGAAGGUCAGGAGGCAAAGGCCAAGCGAGUCUGCAUGCAGAAGGUGAAGGAACAUGGCCUCAACAUGGAGAUCCUCGAUGCCGAGUUCCAAAUGGAUUGGAAAAAGCUCACUUUCUACUACUUUGCCGACUCAUACAUCAAUUUCAACUCUCUUGUAACUGAUCUCUUCAAGAUUUACAAGACUCGAAUCUGGAUGUCGGCUAUCAACCCCGCGUCUUUCGCCAGCCCUACUCUGGGCAUCCAAGCGCCCAGUGGUGUUGGGCCAGGUGCCGUGGGCGCAGGACGAGGACCCGGCAGCGGAGAGCGUCGCCAGCAAAACCAGCAGGCCCAGGAACAGUCGUCACAAGCUUUCGGCCAAGCACCACAGGUGGCUCGCGGCUUUCGUCCGGCUUUCUCUCAGCCGUUUGGCGGAGACAGGCAAGGGCCUCCAGCCACUGCCUAUCCUACUGCGAACUAUGCUUUUGGUGGAGGUGGCGCCUUCGGCAACGCUCGAAGCAACCCAGCGUAUGCCCCUAGUCUAUCUCCAGGCCUAGAGGGAUUCCCCAACGCAGGCUUCCAGCAGCCGGUGGACCUCCAAUCGGUUCGCCAGCGGCUUCCCGGGGGACAGACGAUCCCCAGUCCAACACCUCAUGGCCACGGCGCGUCACCAAUCUCUCAUCAAAACGACUGGGCUUCGGCAUUCCAGGGUCUGUCCUUGAAUACGCACUAGAUUGCCCUGAAAAACAUUUGCUUUCAGAGGUGGUCCAAGCCCACCUUUUCCCCUCUUAUCUUUUUUCAGUCGGCGUUGCGACUACGACUGCUAUUCAAGUAAAGAGUUUUCCCUGCAUUUGCGUGCCGGUCUGCCAGACAGACUCCCUGGCGCGGGUCGGCCUUCCGACCAGAACAUUUGCCUAUGUGGGCCGGCGUCCGCCACCACACACACUCCUUUGACCGUCCCAAACAUUUAGGGAAACGGGUUGUUUUCUUGAUUUACCUUUUGCUUCAGUCGGUUCUUUUUUCAUGACCUGUCAUUCGUUUUUUUUCCAUUCAAGAUUGUUAGGGCUGCGAUACGGCUCAAUGACACAAGACUGGGGAUUGGGGUUCAGGAAGACAGAGGACGUAUCGAUUGCUUACUUCCAACGGCUGAGAAUUAUAGACAGAGGCUUGAGUAUACAAACAUGAGAACGCUGUAACUAAUACGCAACCAAAAGGGAUACGGCUUGGGUAUGGCUAAAGUCAUGUAUGACAAAAGAUUUCGUUCUAGUCUUCUUCCAUGCGUGUUCUGGGACUGGGACUGCACUAAUUGGGCCUUGGGACGGCCUUGUUCAAGAG